This is a messenger RNA of Dioszegia hungarica, 1773 nucleotides long. RefSeq names its product guanine-N(7)--methyltransferase subunit TRM82. Gene Ontology annotation, cellular component: cytosol; nucleus; tRNA methyltransferase complex. Gene Ontology annotation, molecular function: tRNA (guanine(46)-N7)-methyltransferase activity; protein binding. The transcript is spliced from 3 exons. The record is from RefSeq and is a predicted model, not a curated record. Bases 1 to 1773 code for a protein of 590 amino acids. Gene Ontology annotation, biological process: RNA (guanine-N7)-methylation. NCBI's taxonomy places the organism in Eukaryota, Fungi, Basidiomycota, Tremellomycetes, Tremellales, Bulleribasidiaceae.
AUGGCAGACCUAAGCAUACCCGUACCGCUACCCAUCACAGCCCUCGCCUCAUCCUCCUCGCCCUCGCCGCUGCUCGUAGCAGCCUCGGGCCCCUCCCUACUCAUUCACACCGGCUCAUCAACGCACAAUCUCGCCUCCACAUCCACCGCUGGCGUAUCUCACAAUGCAGGGGACCAGCUCAUCCCCCUCGUCCGGCACAUCGCCAUCUCCCCUCUCGGAGACUAUAUCGCCACUGUGUCAGAUGACAAGCUGUUGCGCGUCUACUCGGUCGCUACGGGCGGAGCACCCACCCUCCUGUCUUCACGGCCAGUGAGCAAGAAGUGCUCCGACCUGUCCUUCUCCCUCUCUUCGGCUGGAGCCGAGCCGGACAUCGUCCUCAGCGACAAAGUGGGAGAUGUGUAUCUCUACCCGCUCACUCCUCGGCCAGUCAGCGGGGACCGUCCUGCUCCGCUCGCACUCAACUCCGAUCCCACCCUCAAUCCCGAUGCGGAUCUCCUCCUCGGCCACGUAUCGGUCCUCACCGCCGCCGUCCUCUCAUGUGACGGCAAUAGUAUCAUCACGUCGGACAGGGAUGAGCAUAUCCGCGUCUCCCGCUUCCCCAAAUCAUACAUAAUCGAGCGGUACCUCUUCGGAACGGACGGAUUCAUUUCGGCCUUGCACGUACCCGAGGGAUCACCGUCGACGCUGAUCUCGGCGGGCGGAGAGCAGUGGAUGCGGAUAUGGAAUUGGGAGACGGGAGAGGCGUUGGGCAAGGUGGAUAUCUACCCGGCGGUAUUGCCACAUCGGAGAGCGAGGAGUAAUCUUCGCAGAGUCAAGCGGAAGAGGAACGCGGCACAGGCGGAGGCGGAAGCUGGGGGCGAGCCGGGAUCGAGCGGACAGGCGGAGGCACCAGAGUCCGAUCUGGCGGCGGGAUCAUUCUAUGCUGCUCCCGAGGGGUACGCCCUGCCAUCCGGUCAAGGCGUGUGUAUCAAGAAGAUCCGGACGGUCAAUGUCGGAGAGCAAACCUUGGUCCUGUUCUUUUCCGAGGGCGCCGCCGCUAUUCACUCCUUCGCACUACCCCUCGACCCCACCUCACCCCCACCCACAAUAUCCACCCUCCCCCUCGACUUCCCUUUACUCGACUUCACCAUCCUCCCUUCCACCUCUUCUUCCAACACCCAAGUCGUCAUCUCCCUCGAUUCAACCUGGGGCAUUCUCAAACAAAACCCUCCCGCCGGAUCCCAAUCCUCCGCCUUCGUCCCGCCUUCCAUCACAUCGGAGUGUCAAGCAAAGAUGGCCACUGUACUUGUCAUCGCCGAGAUAUCAGCCGAGGGUUUGACGCUCGUUCCUGAGCAUCCGGUCCUCACUUCCUUCCAGUCCGAGUACGCCUCGGCCCCGGCGUCGGAGGUAUCAAAGCUUCAGCUGUAUCCGCUUCUACCGCUCCUGCCACGCUGGGCGGGGAUGGAGGAGGAUGAUGAACUUGCUGGACCGUCUACGGAGCCUGUGGACGGUGGGAAGGGCAAGAAGGGGCAAGGGAAGGGCAAGGGGAAGGGAAAGCAGAAGGUGUACACCCGGGAAGAAUUGGAGGGCAUGAGUAACAAAAUGUUGGGGAGAUUGAAGAGCCAAGGUGUGGAUGUGGAGGAGUGGUUCAAGAGGAGGCAGAGGAGACCGAAGGGUGGUGCAGGAGUGAAGAAGCGGAAGGUGGGCGCUGAAGCUUUGGGGGAUGCGGGAGAGGGGGAGCAGGAGGUGGAGGGAGAGGACGAGGACAUCGAGGCGCAGAUGAAUCAAGCAUAA